AUGGAUGCUUUUUUCGUUAAUGGCUCUUUCGAGAGAAGUUUGAAUGCAACUUUCAUUACCCUCUUUCCUAAAAAGGGAGGAGCUGUGGAGGCCAAGGACUUCAGACCAGUUAGUUUGGUGGGAGGGAGACAAAUUCUCGACCCAGUCCUAAUUGCUAGUGAAUGCGUUGAUGCUAUAAUUAAGAGUGGUGAUCCGGGGAUUGUCGAUAAAUUGGAUAUUCAAAAAGCCUAUGACCAUGUGAAUUGGCAGUUCUUAAUGUAUUUGUUGGAGAGGAUGGGGUUUGGAUCCAAAUGGAGAGGUUGGAUUUUUCACUGUGUUGCUACAGCUCGUUUUUCUAUCUUAGUUAAUGGGUCACCAGCAGACGACACCAUAGUUUUUUGCGAUGCAAGUGUGACUCAGAUGAGACAUCUGAGAUUUGUUCUGGCCUGUUUUCAAGUGGUAUCGGGGCUGAAAAUUAAUGUUGGGAAAAGUGUUAUUGUCCCAGUGGGGGAGGUGCUGCAUAUUCAAGAGCUUGCAGAUAUUUUGGGAUGUGGGGUUGAGUUUCUGCCGAUAUCUUAUUUGGGGCUAUCUUUGGGAGCUUCUAUGAGGAGGGUUGCUGUGUGGGAUCCAGUUAUUGAGCGCUUCCAAAAGAGGCUUUCUGGGUGGAAGAAGCAGUACUUGUCAAAAGGAGGCAAGCUAUCCUAUUGA
Molecule: messenger RNA, 687 nt
Organism: Cornus florida
Lineage: Eukaryota; Viridiplantae; Streptophyta; Magnoliopsida; Cornales; Cornaceae
Exons: 3
Coding region: 1-687 (228 amino acids)
Source: RefSeq, a predicted model, not a curated record